CCUCGGCCGUGUCCAUCAUGCACCAGGUGAGCCGCACCGUGGACAGCAUCACCCUGUCGUGGUCCCAGCCUGACCAGCCCAACGGUGUCAUCCUGGACUAUGAGCUGCAGUACUAUGAGAAGGAGCUCAGUGAGUACAACGCCACAGCCAUAAAAAGCCCCACCAACACGGUCACUGUGCAGGGCCUCAAAGCCGGCGCCAUCUAUGUCUUCCAGGUGCGGGCACGCACCGUGGCAGGUUACGGGCGCUACAGUGGCAAGAUGUACUUCCAGACCAUGACAGAAGCCGAGUACCAGACAAGCAUCCAGGAGAAGCUGCCACUCAUCAUCGGCUCCUCGGCGGCUGGCCUGGUCUUCCUCAUUGCUGUGGUUGUCAUUGCCAUCGUGUGCAACAGACGGGGGUUUGAGCGUGCUGACUCGGAGUACACGGACAAGCUGCAGCACUACACCAGUGGCCACAUGACCCCAGGCAUGAAGAUCUACAUCGACCCUUUCACCUAUGAGGACCCCAAUGAGGCAGUGCGGGAGUUUGCCAAGGAAAUUGACAUCUCCUGUGUCAAAAUUGAGCAGGUGAUUGGAGCAGGGGAGUUCGGCGAGGUAUGCAGUGGCCACCUAAAACUACCAGGCAAGAGAGAGAUCUUUGUAGCCAUCAAGACACUCAAGUCAGGCUAUACUGAGAAGCAGCGCCGGGACUUCCUGAGCGAGGCCUCCAUCAUGGGCCAGUUUGACCACCCCAACGUCAUCCACCUGGAGGGUGUUGUUACCAAGAGCACGCCUGUGAUGAUCAUCACUGAGUUCAUGGAGAACGGCUCCCUGGACUCCUUCCUCCGGCAAAAUGAUGGGCAGUUUACAGUCAUCCAGCUGGUGGGCAUGCUGCGGGGCAUCGCGGCCGGCAUGAAGUAUCUGGCAGACAUGAACUACGUCCACCGCGACCUGGCCGCUCGCAACAUCCUCGUCAACAGCAACCUGGUCUGCAAGGUGUCUGACUUUGGGCUCUCACGCUUUCUGGAGGAUGAUACCUCAGACCCCACCUACACCAGUGCGCUGGGUGGGAAGAUCCCCAUCCGCUGGACGGCCCCGGAAGCCAUCCAGUACCGGAAGUUCACUUCAGCCAGUGAUGUAUGGAGCUAUGGUAUCGUCAUGUGGGAGGUGAUGUCCUAUGGGGAACGACCCUACUGGGACAUGACCAACCAAGACGUAAUCAAUGCCAUCGAGCAGGACUAUCGGCUGCCACCCCCCAUGGACUGCCCAAGCGCCCUGCACCAGCUCAUGCUGGACUGCUGGCAGAAGGACCGCAACCACCGGCCUAAGUUUGGCCAGAUCGUCAACACGCUGGACAAGAUGAUCCGAAACCCCAACAGCCUCAAAGCCAUGGCACCCCUCUCCUCUGGAAUCAACCUGCCGCUGCUGGACCGCACCAUCCCCGACUACACCAGCUUUAACACGGUGGACGAGUGGCUGGAGGCCAUCAAGAUGGGGCAGUACAAGGAGAGCUUCGCCAAUGCCGGCUUCACCUCCUUCGAUGUUGUGUCACAGAUGAUGAUGGAGGACAUUCUCCGGGUUGGGGUCACCUUGGCUGGCCACCAGAAAAAAAUCCUGAACAGUAUCCAGGUGAUGCGGGCACAGAUGAACCAGAUCCAGUCUGUGGAGGUUUGACGUUCACCUGCCUCGGCUCACCUCUUCCUCCAGGCCCCCGCCCCCUCCGCCCCACACGCCGGCCCCCUGGUUCUCCGUCCACAUCCACCGCAGGCUCAGCCACCUGCCAGGAGGCCACGGGCAGCAGGAAGAACCGAGCAGCGCUCCAGCCAUGAGAUGUCACCAGGAAUAUGUGCAACUCAGAUGAUGGAAAAAAGGGAACGGGGACAAAAGGAAACAGAUCCUGGGAGGGGGCGGGAAAUACAAGGAAUAUUUUUUAAAGAGGAUUCUCAUAAGGAAAGCGAUCAUUGUUCUUAGGGGAAAAAAAAAAGGGCUUGGGAGAUCCACGCGAUUUGUCCCAAUCGGACACCAAAAGCAGUUUCUCUCCAACUCCCUCUGGGAAGGCGACCUGGCCAGAGCCAAGAAACAGUUUCAGGAAAACCAAUGUGAAGGGAGAGACAGGGGCCACCCUUCUCUCCCGUCCCUGGGCUGCUCUUCCAGGCCUCACCCAGCAGCCACAUGCCAGGCAGACGGGGCAGGCGGGCAGACGGGCAGCCACCACGGGAACCAUUCCCGCGGCCGCUGGGCAAACCGGAGAAUUUCUGUCUUUGGAGACUAUUUCAGAAACUCCGAUGAAAAAGACUUGUUUCUCCUGUCGGCUCACGGGGCUGAAAGGGGGCUUUUGUCCUCCUCAGUCAGGGAGACCGUGGGGACACCGGAAAGGUCAGCCUUCCUGAGGAUGACCGGCCCCCCAAGACUGCAGCACCACGUCCCUGUCGCACACGCACGGUGCCCGGCAGCCCCGCCUGGAGGCCUGUCGCAGGGUGACUGCCAUCAGCUAUGACUGCCACUGAGAAGGAUUGCUCCUGCAUUUGGGUUUGUUUACAGCAAUUCGUGGACUCGGGGGUAUUUUGGUCAGGGGUGGAUUUGGUUUGGGGGGGUUGUUGGGGUUUUUUUUUAUGACAAUGAAGUGACACUUUGACAUUUCCUACCUUUUGAGGACUUGAUCCUUCUCCCAGAAGAAGGUGCUUUCUGCUUACUGACUUAGGCAAUACACCAAGGGCGAGAUUUUAUAUGCACAUUUCUGGAUUUUUUAUAUGGUUUUCAUUGACACUCUUCCCUCCUCCCCCUGCAGAGAGAUCCCCCCCGCUGCCAGGUCUCACCAAAGCCAACUGCCACAGGGCCCAUCUGGGCCAUUCAGAGACUGAGUGAGGUUUGGGAGGAUGAGGGGCCAGGGUGGAGGAGCCCCCCACCCAGGACUGCUUUUGAAAGCACCAGAUUGAGAAGGAAGCAGGCUGCAGAACCACACACCUUAUCCUCUUCUCCACCCUCCUUGCCCAGUGCUUCCCAGGCAAAUAGGCCCCUUGGAGUUUCCUGAGCGCCCUCAGAUGGCCAGAACCCAGUUUCGCCUCUGGGAGCCUAAGCCGGGCCCUGGAUCAUUCACUGUGAUAGCCCAGCCCUGCAGAGUGUCACCCUCAGAGACAUGCGCAGACGCUCCUUUCCUCUAAGGGGAAAGUGUAUGGUUUCUCUCCGACCCCCUCCCCCCCCACCCCCCACAACUUUGCCCAAGUCUCAAGGUCUUAGCCCCGGGGCGGGGGGCGGUGGGGGGGGGGCGGAAAUCCAUCAGCCCUGGGGUCUGGCCACACACUCCCUCCUAUGAGCGAACAAGCAGGCAUGUGAGCAGAACAAUCGGUUAGUGAACUGAAUGGAAAUAAACACUUUAGUUAUAAAAUGA
Molecule: messenger RNA, 3369 nt
Organism: Leptonychotes weddellii (Weddell seal)
Lineage: Eukaryota; Metazoa; Chordata; Mammalia; Carnivora; Phocidae
Source: RefSeq, a predicted model, not a curated record